UCUGCGGGGCGGAAGUUGUUAUUAGAGUUACACCUUGCAGCUUCUGAUGUGCUUUCCAUUUUAAAACCAUUCAGAGGAGUCUACAGCUAAGCUGAACACUUGAUGGAAGUUCUCGUUAUGCAAUUAGACGGGUCUUAGGGUCUUUAAAAGAGACUGCCGUCUCUAUAAGAACAAAAGCUCAUUGAGUCUUAGCGGCAUCGGCUAACAUCUGAAUGCAUGGAAAUCUCAGGCUAACUGAAACCAUUUAAUGCUGUCAUCAUGCCGUCUUACGAAGAAUGGAGAAAAACCAUUCACUUCUAUUAUUUCGUUAAAUUAUCUUUAAAUGUCUAUUCAAUGCUGUUCUCGUUGCUCGGUCUGUGUGUGCUCUGUGUCGGAGUGUAUGCAGAAGUGGAGAGGCAGAAGAAUCGCACCCUGGAGGGGGUGUUUUUGGCUCCUGCUGUGGUCCUCAUACUGCUGGGUCUCGUCAUGUUCACUGUGUCUGUGAUGGGUAUGGUAGGAUCCCUCAGGGACAACAAGACUCUGCUGCAUAUGUUCCUGUGCGUGCUGUGUGUUCUGCUGGCUCUUCAGGCUCUUGCCCUCAUCAUUGCCCUGAUCUUUGAAAAGACGACAAUCAAAUUGUUUCAGAAAAGUAUACGAGAAGGAAUCAAGCACUACUAUGAUGACCUGGACUUCAAAAACAUAUUGGACUACGUGCAAGAAAAGUUUUCUUGUUGUGGAGGCGAUGAAUACAAGGAUUGGGAGGUAAACCAGUAUCACUUCUGCAAUGGCACGAGUGCUUUGGCCUGCGGUGUUCCCUACACCUGCUGCAUCCGUCAAAGUGUCGGAGAAGUUGUGAACACACUCUGUGGCUACAAAACUCUCAAGCAGCAGCGUGAAACUUUAGAUGGAAUAAUUCAUGUGCGUGGCUGUAUCCAUGCUGUGAACCUGUGGAUGGGGGACAACAUUGGAGCUACUAUUGGAAUUUGCUGUGCGGCUGGACUACCACAGCUUCUUGGUAUUCUCCUGAGCUGUGUCUUCUGGAAUCUUUUGGUGGAGAUGAGUGAGUCUGAAGACAUGGUGGACUUUAAGAUCCUGAAACGUGUCGGUUUUGAGUACAGCGAACUGGACCUCUCGGGUGCUGGAUGGUGUAUGUGUCUACCUCGUGACGGAGGCUACCUGCCUGUACCUGUAGCAGAGCCUGACACCUGGGCUCCAGACCCCAUCCCUUUUGACCUGGAACAAGAACAGCCCAAAAUAGCCUUUACACUUCCCCAACUGGAGAGCCAAGGAGCACAAUCAGGUAUGGGAAUGGAUGAAGUGGACAAUCGAGCUAAAGAACCACAAAGAAAAAGUUCUUCUUAAAUAUGUUCAUUUUUUGUUUUUAUUUAAUUGUGAUUUUUGCAUAUAAAAAAAAGUUUACCUUUUCACACUGUGUUAAGAUAAAGCCAGUUAGUUGCACUACAUGUUGGUAAAAAUGUUUUUUACGCAUGAAAAAAGGAGAGGUUUGUAUAAAACGUUUGGUUAUAAAUGGAACCAAGGAAGUAGAUCUCCACAUGCUUGUAUUUAUCAAACUUUUAAGAACAUAUCACUUCAAAUGCUGUUUACACAGUCCAUUGUUUUUCACCAUUUGAAUUCAUUCUGUGUCUUAUGGGGUUAAGGGAGCUUGUUUUAUUAGUCAUUUUGUUAUAUGUAAUAGUUCAUAAGGUGCAUAGAAAGGAUUCUAUGAACUAAUUGUUGGCAAUCAGUUUUUUAAAUGAUUUUA
Messenger RNA from Sinocyclocheilus grahami, 1741 nucleotides. RefSeq names its product tetraspanin-15-like. Gene Ontology annotation, cellular component: plasma membrane. The record is from RefSeq and is a predicted model, not a curated record. The transcript is spliced from 8 exons. Bases 259 to 1341 code for a protein of 360 amino acids. NCBI's taxonomy places the organism in Eukaryota, Metazoa, Chordata, Actinopteri, Cypriniformes, Cyprinidae.